This is a messenger RNA of Chelonia mydas (Green sea turtle), 4789 nucleotides long. It is a transcript of the gene SLC38A8, whose product is annotated as solute carrier family 38 member 8. Lineage: Eukaryota; Metazoa; Chordata; Testudines; Cheloniidae. The record is from RefSeq and is a predicted model, not a curated record. The transcript has 13 exons. Gene Ontology annotation, molecular function: amino acid transmembrane transporter activity. Gene Ontology annotation, biological process: amino acid transmembrane transport. The coding region runs from base 1077 to 2432 and encodes 451 amino acids.
UGCUUUUCAGUAUUUAACCUGACAGCCUCACACAUUCGUUAUCUUCUGAAAAUUCAGUUUAAUGUUAGAGAGCCAUUCUCAGGGUUUGUCUGCAUGAACAGUCAGUAUGCAGGAAACUAGGGUGUGACUCCAUCCCGCACUAGCCUGCCAUGGACUGUCUGUGUGGACUCUGUUGAUGUGCAUUAACAGUGUGUUAAUAGUCUGGUCCCCUUUGAAAUGGGACUAGAUGAAGGCACAUUAACGAGCUAUUAAUGUGUAUCAGCAGGUCCGUACUGACAGUUAAUGUGCACAGCCUAGUGUGGGGUAGAUUCACGUCCCACCUUGCCACAAACUGAUUGUUCGUGCAAACCAGAGAUGUUCAUGUAGACGAGCCCUGAAUCAAAAAACCACACCGGGAGACUUUGCUACAAUAUGCUGUCUCAAGAAGGAGUCACAACUCAGUUAAAAAUCUGUAGUGUGCGUAGGAUCUAACCAUAUGGUAACUGAGGUAAAUAGCUAAACUAAAACCUUGACUAUGUGAAAGUUUUGUUCUUUCUAAUUUGUGGUCUACUGUUUUUGGUACCAGUUAAAAUUAAGGCCCAGGCACACAGUGCACCUGGCUGUAUGACAUACCCUUGAUUAACACUCUUGCCGUUGUUCAAAUAUACCUACCUAUUGGAGAAAAGGUUCAAAGCUCCCGCCUCUGCAAUAAAAAUACAGCUUUACAGAAAGAACGGAUUGGACAAUGUCCAUACAAAGAAACUCCUUCCAAUAUGAGCAGACAACAAGGACAAACCCAAAUUUCAAAAUCUCAGAAUUUCUUCAGAAUGACCUGCUCUAGACUAUAUGAGUUGUGGUACUCCGAAAUAAGAUGGAUGUCGUAACAGAUGGUCUUUGUAUUUAAUUUAUCAUCUCUACUGCAGUGGCACCUAGAGGCCUCAUAUGAGAGCGAGACCCUGUUGUGUAAGUGUCAUGGGAUCUUAAACCUGAGUGGCACCAAGAGGUUGGGGAAAAACUAGCUCCAACCAUGCAGCAGCUUCCUAGUGUUACGUACACGUUUUUGUGUUGUCAUCCAGACUGAGCCUAAGUCUCCAGAGAUGAGACUUGAACCCAUGAUCUGGCUUAGAGAGAUGGAGGAGUUGGCUAGAGAGAGCAUCGGCUUGUUAGCCAAGCCUACGCUGGAGUCAGGUAGCCCAAACCUAUCCUCUGCCGGGGCUGUCUUUAUUAUGCUGAAAUCAUCUCUUGGAGCAGGACUUCUUAAUUUCCCAUGGGCUUUCAAUAAGGCUGGAGGGAUCACUGCAGCUGUUAUGGUGGAACUGGGCUCCUUAAUAUUCCUAAUUAGCGGCCUAGUGAUCCUGGGAUAUGCCUCCUCCAUCAGCACCCAGUCCACGUACCAGGGCGUAGUCAGAGAAAUCUGUGGGUCGGCCAUUGGGAAGCUCUGCGAGAUCUGCUUCAUUUUAAAUCUCUUCAUGAUUUCCGUAGCCUUUCUCAGAGUUGUGGGCGAUCAGCUGGAAAAAUUAUGUGACUCCCUCUACAUGAAUGUGACUCUGAGUGGAGAAGGGCCGCCUCCUCCCCAGCACUGGUAUACAGAUUACCGCUUCACCCUGACUGCCCUGUGUGCCCUGGUCAUCUUCCCUCUGUCCGUUCCCAGGGAGAUCGGGUUCCAGAAAUACACCAGUAUUUUAGGUACUUUGGCUGCUUGCUACCUGACCCUGGUGAUUAUAAUAAAAUACUACCUAAGAACGGAGCAUGUUAUCCUGUAUGAGCACCAUUAUUCCUCAAGGGUGUCUUCCUUGGCUUCCAUGUUCAGUGUCAUCCCAACGAUCUGUUUUGGAUUUCAGUGUCAUGAAGCCUGCAUUGCCAUCUACAGCAGCAUGCACAACAAGAAACUCUCCCUUUGGAUCGUGGUGUCUGUGCUCUCCAUGCUCUUCUGCCUCUUAAUUUAUUCUCUUACAGGGCUUUAUGGCUAUUUAACCUUUGGUGCUGAUGUGGCUGCUGAUAUUCUGAUGUCAUACCCAGGAAAUGACGUGGUCAUCAUUAUAGCACGGCUACUCUUUGGCAUCUCCAUCAUUACCAUCUAUCCAAUCGUUCUCCUGCUGGGCAGGUCUGUCCUACAGGAUGUCUGCCUGAAUGACAAGUGCAGGUCGCUCAUGGAGCCUUAUGAGCGGUGUACGAGGAUUGUGCUGACGAUGACGUGGAUCAUCGUGACGCUCGUCAUUGCUCUGUUUGUCCCUGACAUCAGCGAGGUGAUCAGUAUUAUUGGUGGCAUCAGCGCCGCCUUCAUCUUUAUCUUUCCAGGGCUAUGCCUAGUAUGUGCAAUGGAAAUGGAACCCAUCGAACCAAGAAAAAAGUUCUGUUUGAUUGCUUGGGGUGUCAUCUCCAUCCUCUGUGGAGCUUUUGUCUUUGGUCAGAGCACAACCACUGCUGUCAUGGAGCUGGUCUACAAAGUCUAGCUGCUUACAGGUACCCAGCAGCCUUCAGCAAGUUGCACGUAAUUUGGUGCAACCUACAGGCAGCUGUGCUUGCAAAGACCAAUGCAUCUUAUUGGAGGACAGCAUGGUUUCCAAAUGACUGAUGGGUGUUUCUCAGCCUUUCCCUGUUUACGUUCACUUUAAAAGAGAUUUAUUUACACAGUCUCUCCUGUUUGCUAAAUGACGAGCAUUACCAUGCAGCAGGGUGCCUGUCAAACAUCACAGUGAUGCUCUAAGAUCAUUGUACCUCCUCACACCUUUAUAUAUUCUUCCCUUUUGAUGGUACAUGGUUUCCUUUCAUCAGAGCAACCCCCAAGUAUCAGCCACUGGAGGAGAAAGGUCAAUCCAAGGUGUCCCUGAUACUCCCCUCUUCAAACUAUGGUCUGUUAUUGUCGUCUCAAAUUCCAGCUUUCCCAAUGGGUUAUACCCUUCCCCUUGUGUUGCCCUUAUUACACACCCUGUUCAAGGCAAUAACUAGACACCCCUUUACAGCAGAAUGGAUGAGAGUGUACAUUCUGGAAAAAGGGCAAAUCUUUGAAAUAUCCUGUUUUGUACUUUACAGAUCAUACCAGUAUUGCUAGAAUAGAGACAGAAGGUCCAUUACCAGAGUUAGACUUGUACAAGUAUUAGAACUUGCAAGUUCAACACCUAGAUCCUUUGUGCACAUGUCUACACAGCAGCUCGAGAGGCGAGGGCAGCACCUAGGCUCCUGGGGCUUCACUGCUAUUGUUACUUGAGCAAGCUUGGACCUAUCUGUACAGCUGCAGUUACCCCUCUGAUGGCAGCGUAGACCUUCCCUCACUGUGGCAUCUCACCUUCAAUACAAGGAGACUGGAGUUCCCACUACGUAGAACAGGGAUUUUGUGCAUAACUGCCCCUUAUUUUCCACCUACCCUUGAAUUAUUUUGAUGUGUUUUUCAUUACAAGUUCACAAAACUAUUUCCAUUCGGUUUCCCUGUUGAAGAGCAAGGAGCGAUUUAGAAUAAAACCACCACCAUUUCCCACUUACAUUUUAUUUGGUCUCUGUAUUAUCUAACUGUACAUAUCCUAAUAUUAAAUUUCCUACAGUGUACGAUGGGUUUAGAGCCCGAUGAUAUCAAACAUACAGCUAGAAUAAUAUCAAAUGGUACAUUCAAAGUGAAGAAAUAAGCAAGCCUGCAUCCCAAAGACUAGUCUCCCCUGCUUCUGUCCCUAUUAGAAACAAAUACAAAAUGCACCAAACUUAGUAAAGGAACAGAUUGCUACUUUCUACAGCCAGAAGGCAUCUCUAGUACAUCAAGGCUUAUUUAGCAUGCAUUGGUGUUAAUGUGAAGGAAACUAAUUAUGGAAUCAAGAGGUAGGACUGGGGAGGGAAGGAGAAAGGCAAGUGGUUCUUUUCAGCAGCCUAUAAAGGAGAAACCUGAUGAACAAAUUAAAAAGGUGACCCCUUUGUAUCUAGUUCUAAGGCAGUGGCAGAAUGUCUCCUUCUCUCUAGGAGUAAGGCCUGUUAUGCUAUGCAGCGGUGAACGAGUGAAACCUCAGGGAGAACUCUUACAGCAUAGUCCUGCCCCUGCUAUAAAUUAUUUUCUUCCAAAACUACUGGACAAAGAAACUAACACCAGUGCUGAUAUUUAGACUCCUUAAUGGAGGUGACCUGCUGCUGGCCCCUCUCAGACAGCAUCCUACAUGAGAUGGGGCUCGAGUAUGAGCCUGUCGCUAUCAGGCCCUACGUGCUGGCAGGCAGGUUUGACCAUUCUGGCCAAACUGUUCUAUCAGCCUCACUUUACUGAGGCACAGGAAGGAUAAGCAACUUGCCCACUGUCACAGAGCAAGUCUGGGACAGAGCCAAGACUAAACCCAUGAAUCCCUGCAACUGCGGGCAGGAGACUGGCAGACUCUGCUCCAUCCCAAGCUUUAAGGGGAGCGUUUAGGAGCUAUGACAGUGGGUGGGGUGGUUAUGUUUUUUCCUUCACUUCAAACACCUAGCAAAUACAUUGCUGACAUUCUUGGUUAGUAGUGAACUCAAAAGACAUCACCUGUAACAAAGGCAUUAGAAAAGACAGGAGUUUAGUCCUCUGCAAAGGGGGAGAGAAUUCACUGGACAGAAAAGGCAAGAGAGCCUGGAAGUGCAACGGGUCACCUUGCUGCUUGACUCCGCGCCGGCCGAGGACUCAAUCUCUGUUCAGAGUGCACCAGGCAGCUGCAAGAGAACAACCAGUCAAGGCAGGAGCUCAGUCUCCUCCCCCGGCACCCCACGCAGCUUUGUGCGGGCAAUGGCUAACCCUCCCUGGGGUGGUGCGGCAGGAGGAGGCUGUGUCAGAGCUGGACUGCUCACUGUAGCACAAAUGGGAAGAACUUGC